AUGCAAGGCCUCACGACCGCCCCGAAUGGAGAGGGUCGCUUCCAGCUGGGUGCAGACGGUGUCCUCCGCACGUACGACGCAGGCGGCAAGGGGUUGGACUACGCGCGCCUGAGUCCCGACCUCAUCCAGGCCUUGGUCUCCAAGACUCGCAACUUUCCAGAGUUGGAGGGUGCAGUGCCUGCCUUCGCUGGCGUCAAUGGAUAUGACGUCCCAGAGGAGCAGCUCCGGGACCCUCUGCCGGGUAUCCUGGCCGCCGCGGAUGUCCGAGCCAACAUCGGCAUUAGGGAUGGAUCAAACCCUCUCAUGGAACGUUCGGACUGUGGGAACAUAAUUUGCACAGGCGACUCGCGAACAUUGGAAUCUGCCUCUAACGGCCUGUACCGGCGGUAG
Messenger RNA from Anthostomella pinea, 390 nucleotides. Lineage: Eukaryota; Fungi; Ascomycota; Sordariomycetes; Xylariales; Xylariaceae. The record is from the annotation of a GenBank genome assembly.